AUGCUCUCGCUAACCUUCCGCUUUGGCGCGCCAGCAGACGCCCCUUUCCUCGCCGACCUCGUCCGUAGGGCAUACCGCGGAGAAGAGGGGUGGACGACCGAGGCUGCGAUGCUCAACGACGAGCGAAUUGACACCAAAACUGUGCUCGCAAAAAUGCAAGAUCCGAUGACGCGAGUGUUGGUGGCGACAGACGAGCAAGGAAAAAUUGUUGGCUGCUGCGAGAUCAUGCACAAGCCAGAGAAUAACAUCGCCUAUUUUGGGAUGUUUGCGGUCGAGCCAAAGCUACAAGCGGGCAGGGUUGGGCGCCAGUUGCUGAGCCACGCUGAAAAAAUGGUGGUCGAGGUGUGGAAUAUCCAUCUGAUGGAGAUGGUCGUGAUCGCGCAACGGGAGGAACUGAUUGGGUGGUACAUCAGACGGGGGUAUACCGACACGAAAGAACAACGGCCAUUCCCCUUCGACAAACUGAUAAACGGAGUGGCUCUCCGGGACGACUUGUAUUUUACGGUGCUGGUGAAAACAGUUUAG
Mycena indigotica is the source of this 525-nucleotide messenger RNA. Its product is annotated as Acetyltransferase protein. The record is from RefSeq and is a predicted model, not a curated record. The transcript has a single exon. The coding region runs from base 1 to 525 and encodes 174 amino acids. Gene Ontology annotation, molecular function: acyltransferase activity, transferring groups other than amino-acyl groups. Lineage: Eukaryota; Fungi; Basidiomycota; Agaricomycetes; Agaricales; Mycenaceae.